This is a messenger RNA of Maudiozyma barnettii, 882 nucleotides long. RefSeq lists its product as uncharacterized. The record is from RefSeq and is a predicted model, not a curated record. Bases 1 to 882 code for a protein of 293 amino acids. The transcript has a single exon. Gene Ontology annotation, cellular component: mitochondrion; cytoplasm. NCBI's taxonomy places the organism in Eukaryota, Fungi, Ascomycota, Saccharomycetes, Saccharomycetales, Saccharomycetaceae.
AUGUGUAGGGCUCUUUCUAGAUCUCAAUUGCAAAAAGUUGUCAGUGCUAUAACAAAAUGGUAUCCUACGGAAUUAGCCGACAGUGCAUGGGAUAACGUCGGUUUAUUAAUCGAUUGUUCCAUUACUAGCGAACAAAGUACCAGUACCAUUGUUCCAAAAGUUCUUCUUACUGUCGAUUUAACUCAAGACGUAGCACAAGAAGCGGUCGAUAAGGAAUGUAACGUAAUUAUUGCCUACCAUCCAUUUAUUUUCCCAUCAUUUAAGAACAUUGCUCCAACGAAAAACCCACAACAUAGAAGUUUAUUGAAAUUGAUUCAAAACAACAUAUCUGUCUAUUCUCCUCAUACUGCUGUAGAUGCUGCACGUGGUGGUGUCAAUGAUUGGUUAGUAGAUGGAUUAAUUCAAUUUAAAUAUGAACUUAUUGCCAAAACCGUUGCCAUAGAACGCACCAAUGCUUACCCUUCAGAAGAGGAUAUAGGCUAUGGUAGACUUUUAUCACUAACUGGCGAUGGUAUCAAAUUGAGUGAUAUAGUGAGCAGCAUCAAACAAAACCUUCACAUCCCACAUCUCCAAAUAUCUUCCGACUAUCAAACAAACAAGGACAAAAUGAUCAAGACCGUCGCGUUAUGUGCUGGUAGUGGGUCUGGUGUAUUCAAAGCUCUGUCACAAGAUCAACAGGACGAAGUAGACCUAUACUAUACAGGUGAAUUGUCCCAUCAUGAAGUUCUUAGAUUGAAAGAGUUAGGUAAAACAGUCAUCACUUGUAAUCACAGCAACACAGAACGUGGAUACUUGGCAGCCGUCAUGCAAAAAAAGCUCUCAGACCAAGGACUGUCAGUGUCGGUCAGUAGCUACGACCAUGACCCAUUGUACGUUGUUUAA